Molecule: messenger RNA, 2772 nt
Organism: Coregonus clupeaformis (lake whitefish)
Lineage: Eukaryota; Metazoa; Chordata; Actinopteri; Salmoniformes; Salmonidae
Product: fibrous sheath CABYR-binding protein
Exons: 14
Coding region: 162-1748 (528 amino acids)
Biological process (GO): myelination
Source: RefSeq, a predicted model, not a curated record
AAGCAGCAAGUCGAUCUCCAAUUUGCUCCCACCAAUAGCUGGAAUACUACAGACAGAUUGUAGUAAACACACUACUUUCACAGCAGGGGUGUGUUAUUGCUGCUUUUACUCGCCAUAGGAGUUGACACAAGUGUCUUCUGCAGGUUUCAACUGUGAUCAAGAUGGGCAAUGAACAUUCCGAAAACAAGGCCGAGCAGGCUCCAGAAAAGCAUCUGAAUGGAGGCUUGAAUGGCCAUGCUGUAAGCAUCUCUUCCAAUGGCCUGGAGAAUGUUACCAGUGAAGCAGCUGUGGAGCAGAACAGUAAGCCUCCCUCAGUGCCUCCCUCUGAAGAGUCAGGUAUAGUGGAGGCAGAUGGCAGUGGUCUUGGGCCUGUGGUGAUGGAACAGGAGUAUGCCAUCAAGAAGGUUCCAGAAGUGGAACCAGAGUCUCAGAAUGCUAAGACUCAAACCACACCGGAACUGGAACCAGUCCCCCAAGAGAAGGAGGAGCCCAAGAACAGUACGAAAGAAAAAGUGAACAUCUUUGAGAACCUGUUCAAGAAGAAAGCUAAACCUCAACCCAACCCUGAUCCAGCCCUGGAAAAGGAGGAGCCCAUAAAGAAGAAGAUUGUGGAGGAGAUUAAGAGUUCCCCAGAAGACCAGAAAGUCCCUGUGGCUGUGACCAAUGGGAUCCAGGCUGAGCCAUUUGCUGAGGUACAGGAGGAUACAGAGACUUCAGAGGAGCGUCCCAACCCUAGUCCACAGGCAGAGGAGGUCAAAAGCCACAAAAUUGGCGAGGAAAGCAGUCACAUUCAGGAAAACCAAGAGGGAGAGACUCAAACAGAAGAGAAUCCAGUUAUGAACUUCUUCAAAACACUAGUGACUCCCACAAAAAAGAAGCAAGAAACAGCCACCCCUGAUGUUGCAAAAGACCAGAAAGAGGCCCAACCAACAACAACAACUACUGCUGCACAAGUAGUGGAUGCUCCAGCAGCAGCCAAAGGAGGAAUGUCAAUCCCACCACCUCCAGCCCCACCUAAGAUGGAGGUUAAAGCAGAACUAGCUGCCCAACCUGUGACUAACACACCAAAAGAAGAACCAAAGGGUGCUGCCAAAGAACCAGAGGCCGCCAAGCCAAAAUCUGACCUCCCGUUCAGCAGACUUUUCAGCAGAAAGGCACUGAUAGGCCUCAAGUCUAAAAUCAAGGUUAAGUCAACAAGUGGAGCCAGAGCCCCUGCCAAGCCUGCUGCAGCGACAGUGGAACCAGUGGAGCCACAGCCAGUUGUGGAAGUACAGAAGGUAGACUCCUCAAAGAUGGCCACUCUGGAGGCCUCUGCCAAACCAGAACCACCACCACCUGCACCAGAGGAAGAGAAGACACCUGCUGCAUCCAAAGCCUCUCCUUUCACUUCCUUUUCUCUUUUCAAGGACCUGCUAAACCAAAUGGCCUCAAAAGUCCAGACAGCUUCAACAAGUGGAGUCCGACUCCUCAAGAAACCUUUCAAAGGGGCUGCUGAGCCGAAAAAGGAAGCCCCUGCCCCAGCUGCAGAAGCGGUAGCUGGCCCAAGUGUAGCCAAGGAUGAACCAAAGGCCCCAGAGGCCCCUGCUGUGGACAGCAAGCCCGUGUCAGGGCCCUCCGAAGGUGUGGAGAAUUCCCCCGUCCUCCCUAAGAGACUGGAGAAGAGGAACUCCAUCCACUUGUUCUUCAAAAACCUGGGCAAACGGCAGACAGAUGCUGGAGUACAAACAGAACCAGAGAAGACCAAAUAAAACGGAAACACCCUUUCAAACCUCACAUGUCAUAUUUUUGCCAAACAAAAUUAAUCUGGAAAUGAACUUUUUGUUUGUUAGAUACAUUAUGUUUCUGGUCACACUACUGAAGGGAUGAUGGUAAGAGCAAGUGGUUUGAGGGGGAGAGGUGGACUGUGGACUGGUCUGUUCUAGUCUAAUCUGUGUGGAGGAUUUCAGAGAAUUGUUCUUUGUGGAGGAGGUAAAAUAUAUAUUUUUUUCUGGUUCAAAGGCUUGAUAGGUAGAGAAAAGUGUGGUUUUGUGACGUAUACUGAGAGCAAAAUCCAUUUUCUAUACAGUAUUUACCCUUGUUUUAACACACGUCAAACUCAUUCCACGGGGGGCCGAUCGUCUGCUGGUUUUUGCUCCUCCCUUGAUUGAUUGAUUGAUUGAUGAAUUAAGGUCACUAAUUAGUAAAGAACUCCCCUCACCUUGUUGUCUCGGUCUUAAAAACGAAAAACCUGCAGACACUAGGCCCUCCAUGGAAUGAGUUUGACACCCCUGCUUUAACAUAUUAAUAUAUCUAAGGAUCUAAUGCAAAUAUUACCUUUAGCAUAUUUCCCCCCUCUUUAUAUACACAUUUUACUAGUCUGAAAGAACUUGUGGAGUGCAUACAAUGGUUUCAGAUAAGUUCAUAGGACGUCUUGGAGAAGAGAUGCAUAAAGCUCAGCUUGGGAUAGAGCGAUAGUAAUGGAAUAUACUCAACAUUUAAUGGAGGAGUUGGUGAAAUGGUGGAUAUUCCUGCCAAGAUGUUUUGAUUUAGGCUAGACACAUGCAAUUUACAAUGUACGUUUUAAACUUUGCAGGAACUAUAGACGGAUGCAAAUAUAUGUCAAACACUAAAUUACAAUUCAUGAUUAUAUAAUAGUACACGGGGGACCUCACAAUCAUUACGUUUUUUGGGAACUACACAGAUCAUCUGGUAGUCUAUAUAGCUAACACUGCACAGUCAUGAAUCAUAUCUGAUUAACGUUUUUCUGAAGAAUAAAGGUUAGUUUUAAUUUGA